UGAGAUAAGGUUUUUCUUGUUUGCUCCCUUGUUGUAUAACAUAACAAGAAGCAACCCAAUCCUGUGGCUCUCUCUCAAUCCCUUCAACUACUCUCUAAUUCCUAUAGUGAGAGCAAAAGGGAGAAGAGAAGUGCGUUACUCCUUCAAGAAACUAAAAAAACUCUUUUUUGCAGUAAAGAAUCUUUGAAUUGAGUUCAAGGCAAAGUAUCUUUUUUUUUUCCUUCCUUUAAACCCUAAUAAACAUCUAAUCGAAGAAAACAGAAAAAAAGAAAGCCAUGACUACUCUUCAAGCUUCUCUUAUCUUCAAGCCUUUACCUUCUCCUCUUUUCCAAUUUUCUUCUUCCAAACCCUUUUACUCCCUUCGUUUAUCCACAACAACUGCGUUUACUUCUUUAAAGCCUCGUUUUUGCCGCCACAAUUUACUGCUUCACUGUACAUUGACUCCUGACAAUGUCAAUUCUGAUUUUGCCUUAUCCAAUAAUAAUGACACUGAAAUUGAACCCCGAGAAUUCAAUGAACCCUCCUCCUUUGGUGAGAGCAGUAGUUCAAUUCAAGAAGCGGGUAAUGUUGUGGAAUCUGAGGUAUUGGUGGAGGAGAAUGAGGAAAUGAAGAGGAAGUUGCCUAUAGUGGUUUUCUUGAUGGGUUUAUUUGCUAAGGUCAAGAAUGGGUUUGAGAAGAUUUUGCUUUCUGAUUGGUUUAGUUGGUGGCCCUUUUGGCAGCAAGAGAAGCGUCUCGACAGACUGAUUGCUGAUGCUGAUGCUAAUCCUAAGGACGCAGCUAUGCAGAGUGCUUUGCUGGUUGAACUCAACAAGCACAGCCCUGAGUCUGUCAUUCGGCGCUUUGAGCAGAGAGCACAUGCUGUAGACAGUAGAGGAGUUGCAGAAUAUUUACGAGCUCUUGUGACGACAAAUGUUAUUUCCGAAUAUCUACCUGAUGAGCAAUCCGGAAAGCCUUCUAGUCUUCCUUCACUGUUGCAAGAGUUGAAGCAGCGGGCGUCAGGGAACAUGGAUGAGCCGUUUCUCAAUCCUGGCAUUUCCGAGAAGCAGCCAUUGCAUGUUGUGAUGGUUGAUCCUAAAGUUUCAAACAGAUCAUCACGUUUUGCGCAAGAGUUUCUCUCAACUAUCAUAUUCACUAUUGCCAUUGGCUUGGUCUGGAUAAUGGGUGCUACUGCACUUCAGAAAUACAUUGGUGGCCUAGGUGGGAUAGGAGCUUCAGGUGUUGGUUCAAGCUCAUCCUAUGCCCCGAAAGAGUUGAAUAAAGAAAUAAUGCCUGAGAAGAAUGUCAAAACGUUUAAGGAUGUCAAAGGUUGUGAUGAUGCUAAGCAAGAGCUUGAGGAGGUUGUUGAGUACCUCAAAAAUCCUGCUAAGUUCACUCGGCUUGGGGGAAAGUUGCCGAAGGGAAUUCUUUUGACUGGAGCACCUGGAACAGGAAAAACCCUCCUCGCCAAGGCUAUCGCUGGAGAAGCAGGGGUGCCUUUCUUUUAUAAGGCAGGCUCUGAAUUUGAAGAAAUGUUUGUGGGAGUUGGUGCUCGACGUGUUAGAUCUUUGUUUCAAGCUGCUAAGAAGAAGGCUCCAUGCAUCAUAUUUAUUGAUGAAAUUGAUGCUGUUGGAUCAACUCGAAAGCAGUGGGAAGGUCAUACUAAGAAGACACUGCAUCAGUUACUUGUUGAGAUGGAUGGUUUUGAGCAAAAUGAGGGCAUAAUAUUGAUGGCUGCGACAAACUUGCCGGAUAUACUUGAUCCCGCCUUGACAAGACCCGGUAGAUUUGAUAGGCAUAUUGUAGUUCCAAAUCCAGAUGUGCGGGGCCGUCAAGAGAUCUUAGAGCUUUAUUUGCAAGACAAACCAGUCGGUGAUGAUGUUGAUGUGAAAGCGAUUGCUCGUGGAACACCAGGAUUCAAUGGAGCAGAUUUGGCAAACCUUGUGAAUAUUGCUGCCAUUAAGGCUGCUGUUGAAGGUGCUGAGAAGCUAAAUGCAUCACAGUUGGAGUUUGCAAAAGAUAGAAUAAUAAUGGGAACAGAACGCAAAACCAUGUUCCUGUCAGAAGACUCAAAGAAGUUAACUGCAUAUCAUGAGAGUGGCCAUGCUAUUGUUGCCUUGAAUACUGAAGGUGCACAUCCAAUCCAUAAAGCUACAAUCAUGCCACGUGGGUCUGCUCUGGGAAUGGUUACUCAGCUUCCUUCAAAUGAUGAGACAUCAAUCAGCAAAAAACAGUUGUUAGCACGGCUUGAUGUUUGUAUGGGAGGAAGAGUAGCAGAGGAGCUUAUCUUUGGUCAAGACAAUGUAACUACUGGGGCUACUAGUGACCUUCACACAGCUACAGAACUUGCUCAAUACAUGGUAUCGUCCUGUGGGAUGAGUGAUGCAAUUGGACCUGUUCACAUCAAAGAGCGGCCAAGUGCUGAAAUGCAAUCACGUAUUGAUGCGGAGGUGGUUAAACUUCUAAGAGAAGCUUAUGAUCGUGUAAAGGCCCUCCUAAAGAAGCAUGAAAAGGCUCUGCAUGCUCUGGCCAAUGCACUUCUGGAGUGUGAAACAUUGAGUUCAGAAGAAAUAAGGCGAAUUCUUCUCCCUUUAUCCGAAGAACGGCUCUCUGAACAACAGCAGCAGCCACAAGACGAAGAAGCACUUGCAUUGGUUUAGGUGUCGCUUUCUCUUCCAUGGGUGAUCAUCUCAGCUGGUGUAGGGAGAUAGUGUACAGUUUAUACGACACACUAGUCUGAUUAUUUCAUCUACAGAUCAUAGAAUUUCUUUUUCCUCACUGUUGUAACAUAUUUAUAGGACUUUCAUUUCCUGGCAGCAGACAGAACAGGUAGCUUCAGUAGAGUAUUGUACGCCUCGGUCGGAAUUCAGGAUUUCUUUUUUCCGUUUUUCUCUUUCAGCCACUUUAAAAUUGAAAAUACCCUGUAUUGGGUAAAAUUUUGCAUGUAAACUGGGGAAUUGUAUAUUAAUUUUUUGAAAAUAAGAUGUCCUAUUUUAACAUCA
Messenger RNA from Nicotiana tabacum (common tobacco), 2978 nucleotides. RefSeq names its product ATP-dependent zinc metalloprotease FTSH 11, chloroplastic/mitochondrial. Lineage: Eukaryota; Viridiplantae; Streptophyta; Magnoliopsida; Solanales; Solanaceae. Gene Ontology annotation, biological process: proteolysis; protein import into chloroplast stroma. Gene Ontology annotation, cellular component: chloroplast; membrane. Gene Ontology annotation, molecular function: metalloendopeptidase activity; ATP-dependent peptidase activity; ATP binding. The record is from RefSeq and is a predicted model, not a curated record.